AGCAGCGUCCCUCGACCCGGCGGAGGAUGAUGAAGUCCUCUUUACAUGCAGAAGAGGAUGAUUUUGUGCCUGAGCUUCAAAGAAGUAUUCAUCCCCGUGAAAGACCAGAUUGGGAAGAGACCCUCAAUGCAAUGGCAAGAGGAGCAGACAUCCCUGAGAUUUCUGGAGAGUUACCUUUGCGGACCUGUGGCAGCACAGCUAGCAUGAAAGUGAAGAAUGUGAAAAAGUUAUCCUUCACCAAAGGCCAUUUUCCAAAGAUGGCAGAAUGUGCACACUUCCACUAUGAAAAUGUGGACUUUGGCAAUAUACAGCUUUCACUCCCGGAGGAACAGAAUGAAGUAACAAGAAAUGGCUGUGAGUCCAAGGAACUUGUCUACCUAGUACAAAUCUCUUGUCAGGGCAAGAGCUGGAUUGUGAAGCGGAGUUAUGAAGAUUUUAGAGUGCUUGAUAAACAUCUUCACCUCUGUAUUUAUGAUCGACGCUUCUCUCAGCUCUCAGAGCUACCUCGUUCUGAUGCCCUGAAGGAUAAUCCAGAGCUUGUUACCCAGAUGCUGAUGGCUUACCUGUCCCGACUCUCAGCCAUUGCCGGCAACAAGAUAAAUUGCGGUCCUGCUCUCACAUGGAUGGAGAUUGAUAACAAGGGGAAUCGCCUCCUAGUUCAUGAGGAGUCAUCCAUUAAUGUUCCUGCUAUUGCAGCUGCUCACGUUAUUAAGAGAUACAUUGCCCAGGCAGCAGAUGAACUGUCCUUUGAGGUUGGAGAUAUUGUUUCUGUUAUUGAUAUGCCUCCAAAAGAAUUGACCACUUGGUGGAGGGGAAAACAUGGAUUUCAGGUGGGAUUCUUUCCUAGCGAAUGUGUUGAACUAAUUAAUGACAAAGUUCCUCAGUCGGUGACCAAUUCUGUACCAAAGCCAGUGUCCAAAAAACACGGCAAGCUUAUUACUUUCUUGCGAACAUUCAUGAAGUCUCGACCAACAAAGCAGAAACUGAAACAACGUGGGAUCUUAAAGGAGAGGGUGUUUGGCUGUGAUCUUGGAGAACAUCUUCUCAACUCUGGCCAUGAUGUUCCCCAGGUCCUCAAGAGUUGCACUGAAUUCAUUGAAAAACAUGGUAUUGUGGAUGGAAUAUACCGUCUUUCUGGGAUUGCAUCCAAUAUCCAAAAGUUACGACACGAAUUUGACUCCGAACAAAUCCCCGACUUGACAAAAGAUGUAUAUAUUCAGGAUAUACACUGUGUGGGUUCACUCUGCAAGCUCUAUUUUCGAGAGCUGCCCAAUCCUCUGCUCACCUAUCAGCUCUAUGAGAAGUUUUCAGAUGCUGUAUCUGCUGCUACUGAUGAAGAACGACUGGUAAAAAUCCAUGAUGUCAUCCAGCAGUUGCCACCACCACACUACAGGACCCUGGAGUUCCUUAUGAGGCAUUUGUCUCACCUGGCUGAAUAUUGUGCCAUCACAAACAUGCACACGAAGAACUUAGCCAUUGUUUGGGCACCAAACUUACUCAGAUCAAAGCAGAUAGAAUCUGCUUGCUUCAGUGGAACAGCAGCUUUUAUGGAAGUGCGAAUCCAAUCAGUGGUUGUGGAAUUCAUUCUCAAUCACGUGGAUGUCCUUUUCAGCUCCAAACUAAGUUCUGUUAUUCGAGAGAGUGCAGGUCACAGUUCCUUGUCACGGCCUAAAUCUUUGCUGGUGUCCUCCCCCUCCACAAAGCUGCUUACCUUAGAGGAGGCCCAGGCAAGGACUCAGGCUCAGAUAAAUUCUCCAGCCGUGGCAGACAGCAAGUACAUCGAAGUAGGAGAAGGACCUGCUGCUUUGCAGGGAAAGUUCCAUACCAUCAUAGACUUUCCAUCUGAAAGAAAGAGGCCUCCCAGUAAGAUGAAAAAAUCUCCUGUGGGCAGCUGGCGUUCCUUCUUUAACCUGGGAAAAUCAUCUUCUCUCUCCAAACGGAAGCUGCAGCGCAACCCAAGUGAGCCGUCAGAAAUGAAGGCAAUAGCUCUUGCAGGUGGACGAGGAGAUAGUGGAACCCUGCGCUCUGCCAAAAGUGAAGAAUCUCUUUCAUCUUUACAUGCUAUAGAUGGUGAAUCUAAACUGUUUCGACCCCGAAGACCAAGAUCAAGCAGUGAUGCUUUAUCAGCUUCUUUUAAUGGGGAAUUGUUGGGGAACAUGAACCGCUGCAAUUCUUAUGAUAAUUUACCCCAUGACCAAGAAAGUGAUGGAGAUGAGGGACAUCUACAGGUUCCUGCUCUCAUUUCUCCAAGGUCAGCAGAAGAUGUUGACCUGAGCCCGCCUGAAAUUGGGGUGGCUAGCUUGGACUUUGACCCUAUGUCUUUUCAGUGCAGCCCACCCAAAGCAGAAUCUGAGUGUCUUGACAGCAGCACUUCCCUGUUGGAGUCAGUGGACUAUAACAAGGACAAGCAAAGCAUCUUUAAGAAAGAGCUAGACUCGGGCAGCCAGUCUCAGACACCUGGGAGUGCCACAAGCUCAGAACCAGUUUCUCCUUAUCAAGAAAAAAACACAAGUCCCUUCUUCACUCUAGAUUUGAGCCCAGCUGAAGAGAAACCAUCAAAGCCCCAGUCUUUCUCUGAGAAGGUUGCCUGUGCCUAUUCCCCCAUGAUGGGACGAAAACCAGUCAAAUCUCCACCACUGACUAUAUCAGAACCCGUUUCUUUUGCUGUCCCCAGCCAAAUGCCAGAUGUGGUUACUGGAGGAGUGUCAGGAAUCGGUGGCCCUCUGGAUUGGACUAAAAAAAAUGUUAGCAGCAGUGAAGCUUCAAGCAUGUCCCUAUCCCAGCUCAUGGUAUCACCUCUGAAAAGCAAUGAAAGUAGGCAUGGUGAAGAUCACCAGCAACAACUCCAGAACACAGGAGAUACCAAGCAAGCAGAGCUUCAAGAAGAGAUGGAGCAACUUGUGCUCAGCAGCAGCCAGAGUAAGCCUGUACCUUCUGGACUGACACAGCCAGGAGCCGUUGCCCUUGACACCCCCCAGGAUUCUGUUCCAGUCAGUUCUGUCUCUGUUGUCCCUCCUCCACCUCCGAAAAAUGCUGCACGCAUUCUGGCUCUGGCCCUGGCUGAAUCUGCCCAACAAGCUUCAGUUCAGUCCCAGAAGAAACCAGAUUUUCAUUCAGACUGUACCAGCUGUGGGAAAACUGAGAGUGGAGGAACUGUAGAAAAGUUCCACCCAUAUCCUGGCACUGCUUCUGAAAGGCUUCAGUUCUAUGUUGCUCCGCCAGAGAACCAGCUCAGUUUUCAGAUUGUUGUACCUGGGGAUCAUCAAAGAAGUGGAUUGCCCAUAGAUCAGGGACCCCAAAGCAGUGGCAUGUCUGAGGACAACAACCAUCUACACAUUGGCACUUCUGAACAUCGUGAGCACUCCACUCUCUCUAAUAAUAUGCCAGAAGACCUUCAUGGUGGUACUAACAUGGGCUGGGACCACUCCCACUUCUAUCCAUGUACAGUGGGGGACACACACCCUCUUAUUCAAUCUUUUGCAUCAGAAGAUCAGAGUCAUCUUCAUUCCUGUACUGGAGGAUCUGUUCAGGCAGAGCCAUCUACAGCAGAGGUACCAGUAGAGAGUCCUCACCUUCAUGCUUGUGUCCCUUUGGAUAAGAACCAAAUCCAGGCCAACAAGCUUCAUUUUCCCAUCUGUAAAGUGGAUGACAGACUUCCAUUUCCUUCGGUAACUCCUGGGGAGAAAACUGUCCCUACUGAUCUGGCCUGCAUGAUAAAGAACCAGUCAGCAGCUACCAAACCUAAUCAUGGCAUAUCCAGGCAGAAUGUUCCUCCUCAGCCUUCCACAAUCACCAGCAACACCACAUGGGGGGAAGCAGCUCUUCUGGCCGCUCAGCAGGCUCUUGCAGGAAGCCACCAAGUUCCACCCAUGAGACCAGGAGACCAGCCAGCUGUGGGACAGACUCCUCCCACUAAAGUUUCAGGUGGCUUCAGUCAGGUACAAGGAGACGCAACUCCAGACAAAUUGCUGGAGCCUAGAACAGCUGAGCCUGCCCCCAUCUUGGGUACUGAGGCCAGUGCUACAAUUCAGUGCACUUCAGCCACCCCAGUGGCUCUGUUUCACCAGGGGCAUCUGGAGAAACCCCGAGAAAAUACCAGGGCUCCACCUUUACAGAUGAGGUCUGAAUCUGUCCCAGUUCAAUCUUCAUAUGCUUUUAUGCCUCCAGCACCACCUGUGAGGACAAUGGAGAGUAAACUUGCAGCAGCCAUGCAUUCCAACAGCACAGAUACUAUAAACCCUGCCAAUUUCAUGGCUUCUUCCUCGUUGCCUCUGUCAGCAGAGGAUGCUUUGGCACCACCUACCCUGUCUAAACAAGCAUCCCUUCAGUCUGCCUAUUUCACUCCCUCCAAGUCAGAGAGCCUUCCAGAGCCUCCAGGGAGUGUGCAUCCAAAGCCUUCAUCGGCUCAUCAGUACAGAGCUGAAAAUAACCAGCCCCACCUUUUUCACAGCAAGUCUGAGCAGCAUCCAGGCUAUCCUUCUCUGUCGGAGACCCCCCCUUCCGUGGGAUCCCGAUAUAAUGCAUAUACCGGUCAAGGAAAGAGCGCGUAUGUUCAUUACUCCAAGCCUCGCAGUCGGGUCGAAUAUCUGUCUUCUAUGAGUCCAACAAUGAGGAGCAGUAGCUGUACAGAGGAGGCUCCGCCCUAUCCCACCAUCCGAAGAGUGCAUUCACUGCACGUGUCCACUCCCUCCGCCAUCCGAUCAGUUCCUAUAUCCCGUACUGAGGUGCCUCCUGAUGAUGAGCCCCUUUACUGCCCAAGGCCUCUCUUCCAGUAUAAGCCAUAUCAGUCCCAUGCAGAUUAUCAUGUCACUCAGUUGCAACCUUAUUUUGAGAAUGGCCGGGUUCAUUACCGAUACAGCCCUUACUCAAGUUCAUCCAGCUCUUCUUGUUACACUGCAGGAGAUGGUGGAUUUUAUGACUUGGAUCCUUAUGGUACAAUGAGAGCGAGGCAGUUCCAUCCUCUCCCAGGCAGAGAUUUUGCAUCCUACUCAAGGUUACAGACCAAGAACCUUUAUCGCUGUCCUGGCUUACCACCAUAUUCUCGGGGAGGCCUUGCUGGAAACCUAGCAGGCAAAGAGCAUAGUUUCAUUAGUAGGGAUGUGCCACCUGCCCCUGAUGUCAAACCCAUGUAUGUCUCCUGGGAUUUGGAAGAUAUGGAAAAAUACUGCAUGCAGUCCAUCCGCCGAGAGAGUCGUGCUCGUCAGAAAGUAAAGGGGCCUGUCAUGUCUCAGUAUGACAACAUAGCCCCUUUGUUGCAAGAUGAGGUACGGGCCAUGGACAUUGUUCACUUGCGCAGCAAAUCUGAUCCUGGGAAAACUGGACUCCUCACCGUUGCUGAAGGGAAAGAAGGAAGAUACCCAGGCAAGGGAGGGACACCCGAGGGAGAGGAACGCUACUAUGGACCCCAACCAGAACUUGAUGUUGACAGAGCCCAUUACCAUGGGAGUUAUGGGAAUGGACAGUCAGACAGACCUUUGCUCCCUCAAAAGCAAAGCAGUCUCAGGAGCAGAAAACAGCACGACGUUGGUUGUAAUUCAGUUGAGCACAGAAUGCACCUUGCACAUGAAGUAACCCACAGGCAGCCUCUGGAUUCUAAAAAUGCCCCUCCCUAUCCUGAUUACCGACCAAAGGGCCACCAGUCGGAACCAACAGAAUCCAUGACGUAUCAGCACUCGGGUGGAAAAUAUAUCCCAGCUAGCCAUGAUGUAUUGAGACUGAACCAUAAAGAGGUGAAGCUGGCAGAUGAUAGGCCAGAUGUAGAACGGGCUCGAUCAAGACUACCUGCUGCUACAGCCGAAAAGCACUCCAGAGACUGCUACAAAGAAAGCGAGCAUUAUGGACAGCCUGCAGGGCCACCCCCUAAACCAGAACGGAGCCAUAGCCUCCGGUUCCAGCACUCUGAGAGCACACAGCGGGACGCUGGUCUCCUUUACCCAUACCAAACCCUUGGCAAACGCCAAAGUACUACAACUGUGGUAUCCCAGUAUGAUAAUUUGGAUGAUUACCAUACCAUGCCUCAGCACCAAAGAGGGGGAUAUGCUGGAGGAGGGGGAUUUGUACCUCCCUUUCCUCAUCCACAUAAUAGGACUUACGCCACAGCUUUGGGCCAAGGAGCAUUCCUACCAACAGAGCUUUGCCUACAGAGGCCAGAGACUGAAAUCCACGCAGAGUGAGCUCGGGGGCAGAAGGGAUAGAGUGUAAGCAGCCUCUGCUGGACAGUGGACUGGUUUAUUUUUUCAAUGAUGCACAAACAUGCACACGAACACACAAAGCAACUCCUUCCAUUAGCCCUACUGAGUUUCUGCCUGUGUAGUCCUCAUGCCGCUUAUAGUUUUUAUAUACUAAGUGUAUAAUUUUAUCCCAUUGUUUAAAUGUAGGUUGCAGCAAUCAUACAGGCUUUUGUUAAACUUGAAGACACAACCAGUCUCCAGGAAGAUCAGAAUUAAGGAUGAAGAGACAGGGUUGUACUGUGAAUGAUUCUCAGUUUCCAUAGAUUUCAAAUCAUGGCAUUUCCCUUAGCGGUCACUGUCCUUCAGAGCCACAUGCAUGAUGUAUGUAUUGAUAGGCUAAUCUUCUCCAGGCAAAAGUCCCUUGUAUGUGAUCAUUUAGAGAAAGUUUUAUGGAAUGCCAAGCUUUAGUAAAUAUUUUAACUUGGUCCUUUCAGGUUUUAUGCCUCAAACUCUGGAAAAAAAAAAAAAAGAUUUCGCAUUGUUUGUUCUUCUACCUUUAGUAGUACCACUACUUCUUAAUAUCUUUUUCUCCUAAAUUUUACUUUCAAUAUUUGUCAAGAUCCAAGCCAGUCACAAAUUGGGCGACUGGUAUCAGUAAGAAGGUGGUGUGAUCUCAGGCAUGUUACUUGGUCUACUUUCCCUGAAGAAAUCUGUAAUAAGCUGCUUCAGUUAUUUGAGAAGUUAAGGGUGGGUAGGUAGGGAACCAUUAAUAGGUUAAUAAGCUUUGCUUUCCUGGGCUUAGCAGGUGGUGCCUGUAUUAUCUGAUAAAGGGAAUCUUCCUUAACAUCUUUUCCAUAAUAGAUGUGUAUCUUGCAAAGGCUUCUGAACAAUGGAAUUUCCAGGGAUUUUCUCCUGAGUGAGAGCCAUUGAAAAGCCUGAUGAACAAGAGUGCUAUGCCCUGUUCCUUUCCCCAGUAAUUUCUGGCUAUAGGAGAAUCAUGGUGCAUUUCAUUGUAGGCAUGGAAAUUUAUUUUAACUUGCUGUUAAGUAGCCUUGCACCUAGCCUAACCAACAAUGGUCCAGAAAAUAAUUCCAUAUUUGUGCCUGAUAAUUCAGUUGGUGCUGCUUAUCUGCUGAUCAUGAUAAGCUCAUCAUUAUGAAGUUGUGAAGGUUAGGUACUGCAGACCUAGGAAAAUACCAGUUGGUUUGAUGGAAAGGACAGUAAAUACGUCAUAGUGCAUACACAUCUGUCUUGUAAUGUUUAUAAGGUAGGAAUGGGUACCUGGGAGCCUCCAAGUAUUUGGACUCUAAACGCCCAUCAGUCCCAGCCAACAUGAUGUUGGUAGCAGGUGAUGGAAAAUAGCAGUCUGACAAGAAGUGGGGGACUCCAGGUCCCAUGCUCCCUCAUGCUGUAAGGGAGACCCAUGUGCAGUGCAUGCCGUGUGAUUGUCUCUCAAUUUUUUAAUUUUUUAAUUUCUGUUUUAAGAUGCCUAUUGAAAGG
This is a messenger RNA of Python bivittatus (Burmese python), 7670 nucleotides long. It is a transcript of the gene ARHGAP32, whose product is annotated as Rho GTPase activating protein 32. Gene Ontology annotation, molecular function: phosphatidylinositol phosphate binding; protein binding; GTPase activator activity. The record is from RefSeq and is a predicted model, not a curated record. Gene Ontology annotation, biological process: small GTPase-mediated signal transduction. Lineage: Eukaryota; Metazoa; Chordata; Lepidosauria; Squamata; Pythonidae. Gene Ontology annotation, cellular component: Golgi apparatus; cell cortex; actin cytoskeleton.